Messenger RNA from Acanthosepion pharaonis, 2508 nucleotides. The record is from the annotation of a GenBank genome assembly. Lineage: Eukaryota; Metazoa; Mollusca; Cephalopoda; Sepiida; Sepiidae.
AUGGAAAUAGGCGUCACUAUUUCAUCGGGUCGGCGAACAGGCGUUCUUAAGUCUUAUUCCACGCCAUUUUGUUUUUCCAUUUCUUGUGUUUCUUUCUUUCUUUCUUUCUUUCUUUCUUUCUUUCUUUCUUUCUUUUCCUUAAAUUUGUUGCAAUUUCUUCUCUUUGUUUCCUUCACCUUCCUGGCUCCAGUUCUCAUUUCUCCUCUUCUAUUCUUUUCCCCUCCUUUCUCUUUCUUUCAUUUUUCUCCCCUGACUUCCCCACUUUUCUGUCUUCCUUCUAUUUUUAAUGACAAAUUAUAUUUAUCUCUUCUUUUUUUCCCCUUUUCCUUCUUUCUUUCCAUCCUCCUCCCCUCUCUUGUUACCUUCCUCUUUCUUCCUUUCUUUCUUCCCUCCAUUCCUUCCUUCCUUCCUUCCUUCCUUCCUAUCCUUCCUUCUUCAUCCUUCCUUCUUUUUUUCCUUCUUCCAUUCCUUCUUCCUUCCUUCCUUCCUCCUUCCUUUUUUUCCUCCUUCUUCCAUUCCUUCCUUCCUUCCCUCCUUCCUUUCUUCCUUCUUCCCUUCCUUCCUUCCUCAUUCUUCCUUCCUUCCAUUCCAUCCUUCCUUUCCUUCCUUCUUUCUUUCCUUCCUUUCCAUCUCUUCUUCCUUCCUUCCUUCCUUCCUUCCUUCCUUCCUUCCUUCCUUCCUUCCUUCCCUCCUUCUUUCCUUCCUUCUUCCUUCCUUCCUUCCUUCCUUCCUUCCUUUUCCUUCCAUCCUUCCUUCCUUCGUCCUUCCUUCCUUCAUCCAUUCCAUCCUUCCUUCCCUCUUUUCCAUCCUUCCUUCCUUCCUCCUUCCUUCCAUCCUUCCUUCCUUCCUUCCUUCCAUCCUUCCUUCCUUCCUUCCUUCCUUCCUUCCUUCCUUCCUUCUAUCCUCCCUCCAUUCCUUCCUUCUUCCUUCCUCCCUCCCCAUCCUUCCUUUCCAUCCUUCCUUCCUUCCUCCAUUCCAUCCUUCAUUCCUUCCUUCCAUUCCUUCCUUCCUUCCUCCAUUUCCUCCUUCCUUCCUUCCUUCUUUCCAUCCUUCCUUCCUUCCAUUCCUUCCAUUCCUUCCUUCCUUCCUUCCUCCUUCCCUUCCAUUCCUUCCUUCCAUUCCAUCCUUCCUUCCUUCCUUCCAUCCUUCCCUCCAUUCCUUCCUUCUUUCCUUCCUUCCUUCCUUCCUCCAUCCCUCCCUUUUCCAUUCCUCCAUUCCUUCCUUCCUUCCUUCCUUCCUUCCUUUCCUUCCUUCCUUCCUCCUCCCUCCUUCCAUUCCUUCCUUCCUUCCUUUCCUUCCUUCCUUCCUUCCUUCCUUCCUUCCUCCUCCAUUCCUUCCUUCCUUCCUUCCUUCCUCCAUCCUCCAUCCUUCCUCCUUCCUUCCUUCCAUUCCUUCCUUCCCCUCCAUUCCAUUCUUUUUUCCUUCCUUCCUUCCUCCAUCUCCAUUCUUCCUUUCCUCCUUCCAUCCUCCCUUCCAUUCCUUCCUUCCUUCCUUCCUUCCUUUUCCCUUCCUUCCUUCCUUCCUCUUCCUUCCUUCCUUUCCUUCCUUCCUUCCUUCCUUCCCUCCUUCCUUCCUUCCUUCCUUCCUUCCUUCCAUCUCUCUUUUCCUUCCUCCUUCCUUCCUUCCUUCCUUCCUUCCCUCCUUCCUUCCUUCCUUCCUUCAUUCCAUCCUUCCUUCCUUCUUCUUCCUCCCUCCAUUCUUCCUUUCCUUCCAUCCUCCUUCCAUUCCUUCCUUCCUUCUUUUUCUUUCCUCCUUCCCUCCCCAUCUUCCUUCCUUCCUUCCUUCCUUCCCUUCCUUCCUUCCUCCUUCCUCCCUUCCAUUCCUUCCUUCUUUCCUUUCCUUCCUUCCUCCUUCCUUCCUUCCAUUCCAUCCUUCCUUCCUUCCUUCCAUCCUUCCUUCCCUUCCAUUCCUUCCUCCAUUUCCUUUUUUCUUUCCUCCCUCCUUCCUCCAUCUCCUUCUUUUCCUUCCUUCCUCCUCCAUUCCUUCCUUCCUUCCUUCCUUUCUUUCCUCCUUCCCCUCCUUCCUUCUUUUCUUCCUUCCUUCCUUCCUUCCUUCCUUCCUUCCUUCCUUCUAUCCUCCCUCCAUUCCUUCCUUCUUUCUUUCCUCCCUCUCUUUCUUCCAUCCUUCCCUCCUUCCUUCCUCCCUCCAUUCCAUACUUCUUUCUUUCGUCCCUCCAUCUCUCUUUUCCUUCCAUCCUCCCUCCAUUCCUUCCUUCCUUCUUUCUUUCCUCCCUCCCUCCCUCUCUUCCUUCCUUCCUUCCUUCCUUCCUUCCUUCCUUCCUUUCCUUCCUUCCCUUCCUUCCUUUCCUUUACUUUCUUUCUCCCUCCAUCUCCCUUCCAUCCUCCCUCCAUUCCUUCCUUCCUUCUUUCCUCCCUCCUUCCUUCCUUCCUCUUCUCCUCCUUCCUCUAUCUUCCCCUUCCUUCCUCUCUCUUCCUUCCUUCCUUCCUUCCUUCCUUCCUUCCUUCCUUCCUUCUUUAUAUUUUUAGCUUUUUCUUCCUUAGUCACUGA